AUGGAUGUGAUGCUGCUGCUUUUGGGGCCGGCUUGGGGCUUCGGGGACGAGGAGGAGCGGCGCUGCGACCCCAUCCGCAUCUCCAUGUGCCAGAACCUGGGCUACAACGUGACCAAGAUGCCCAACCUGGUGGGGCACGAGCUGCAGACGGACGCCGAGCUGCAGCUGACAACUUUCACGCCGCUCAUCCAGUACGGCUGCUCCAGCCAGCUGCAGUUCUUCCUUUGUUCCGUGUAUGUGCCAAUGUGCACAGAGAAGAUCAACAUCCCCAUCGGCCCGUGCGGCGGCAUGUGUCUUUCUGUCAAGAGGCGCUGUGAACCUGUCCUGAAGGAGUUUGGAUUUGCCUGGCCGGAGAGCCUGAACUGCAGCAAAUUCCCACCCCAGAACGACCACAACCACAUGUGCAUGGAAGGGCCAGGGGACGAGGAGGUGCCAUUACCCCACAAAAACUCCAUCCAGCCUGGGGAAGAGUGCCAUUCCGUGGGGACCAACUCCGAUCAGUACAUCUGGGUGAAAAGGAGCCUGAACUGCGUUCUCAAGUGCGGCUACGAUGCUGGCUUAUACAGCCGCUCAGCCAAGGAGUUCACCGACGUCUGGAUGGCCGUGUGGGCCAGCCUGUGCUUCAUCUCCACUGCCUUCACCGUGCUGACCUUCCUGAUCGAUUCUUCCAGGUUUUCCUACCCUGAGCGCCCCAUCAUCUUUCUCAGUAUGUGCUAUAAUAUUUAUAGCAUUGCUUAUAUUGUCAGGCUGACUGUAGGCCGGGAAAGGAUAUCCUGCGAUUUUGAAGAGGCAGCAGAACCUGUUCUCAUCCAAGAAGGACUUAAGAACACAGGAUGUGCAAUCAUUUUCUUGCUGAUGUACUUUUUUGGAAUGGCCAGCUCCAUCUGGUGGGUUAUUCUGACACUCACUUGGUUUUUGGCAGCUGGACUCAAAUGGGGUCACGAAGCCAUUGAGAUGCACAGCUCCUAUUUCCACAUCGCAGCCUGGGCCAUCCCCGCGGUGAAGACCAUUGUCAUCUUGAUUAUGAGACUGGUGGAUGCAGAUGAACUCACGGGCCUGUGCUACGUUGGGAACCAAAACCUUGAUGCCCUCACCGGCUUCGUGGUGGCUCCCCUGUUCACUUACCUGGUGAUCGGAACUUUGUUCAUUGCUGCAGGCUUGGUGGCCUUGUUCAAAAUUCGGUCAAAUCUUCAAAAGGAUGGGACAAAGACCGACAAGUUGGAAAGGCUCAUGGUCAAGAUCGGGGUCUUCUCAGUCCUGUACACGGUUCCUGCAACCUGCGUGAUUGCCUGCUAUUUCUAUGAAAUCUCCAACUGGGCGCUUUUCCGCUAUUCCGCAGAUGACUCCAAUAUGGCCGUUGAAAUGUUGAAAAUUUUUAUGUCUUUGCUGGUGGGCAUCACUUCGGGCAUGUGGAUUUGGUCUGCCAAAACUCUUCACACAUGGCAGAAGUGUUCCAACAGAUUGGUGAACUCUGGGAAGGUAAAGAGAGAAAAAAGAGGGAAUGGUUGGGUAAAGCCUGGGAAAGGCAAUGAAACUGUGGUGUAAAGCUAGCCAGCCUCCACGCUUCCCAAAUUUUGAUGGGGAAAUGCCAGCAUUUCGGUGCAAAUGCUACUAAAAGUUUCAUGCAGUGAAUCUCAGUUUAAACAAACUAGCCACCCUAAGGUGACCCCCUUCACUCACUACCUUCUCCCUCUCACCCCAGCAUCAUAAAACUAAUGAUUUUGCUGCAGACUUUGGAAUAAUCCAAAAUGGAAAAGCCAGUUAGAGGCUCUCAAAGCUGUGAAAAAUCAUAACAUUGAUCACUUUAGCAGGUCGCAACUUGGAGCGUGGAGGUCCUGCCUAGAUUCCAGCGAUGCUGCUUUUCCCUGAGGGGUGGGAUUUGAGCUGUGAGUAGGUAACUUGCAGGGAGAAAGAUUAACUUUUUUUUUUAACUCUUUAAAAUUUAAAAUACUAACUGGGUCUUUCAGAUAGCAAAGCAAUCUAUAAACACUGGAAAUGCCGGGUUCAGAGACGUGUUACAAGAGUUUUAUAGUUUGGCUGAUCUAACAUAAACAUUUUCUGUGGUGCAUUGUCUGCUGUUUAGAACUUGAGGAUUGCUCUCCCAAGAGGUGGUGUCAGAAUCUUUCAGUGCCUUUGUCAUAAAACAGAAUUGUUUGAACAAACAAAAGUACUGUACAAACACACAUAAGGUAUCCAGUGGAUUUUUCUUCUCUCUCUUCUUAAAUUUCAACAUGUCUGUUUGAGGCUGCUGCUGUUUUUGUGUUGUUGGGUGUUUUUUUUUUCAUUUUACAUUCAUAACUCAAAAUAGGCAUUUUUAUAGGAAUUUUUGCACUGCAGCGUGCCUAAUGAGGGGGGACGGAAGGGUGAUUCACUUUCUGACAAUCACUUAAUUCAGAGGAAAAUGAGAUUUACCAAGUCGACUUACCUUACCGACCCCAGAGACCUAUUGCAUUGAGCAAUGGGGAUUUAAUAUAUUUUACUUUGUGUGAUUGCAUCUAUGCAGACGCCAGUCUGGAAGAGCUAAAAUGUUAAAUUUCUUGGCAACUUUGCAUUCACACAGAUUAAACUGUGUAAUUUGUGUGUGUCAAUUACAAUUAAAAGCACAUUCUUGGACCAUGACAUAAUAGUAUACUGAACUGACUUUCAAACUGUGGUCAACUUGCAUUCUCGGAAUGAUAGUGCCUUUUUUUUUUUUUCCUUUUAGCAUAAGAAUGUUAUCAGAAAAGUCUGGUCUACCUGCCACAAUGGGGACUUUUUCAGUGUUGUAGAGGGGACUAAGGACAGCUAAUCCAACGACUUGGUGUAUAAUUGUUUCCCAGUAAUUGGCAAAGGCUCCUUAUAAGAUUUCAUUGGAGGCAGCGUGGCCUGGAGUAUUUAUAUGGUGCCUAAUGAAUCUCCAGAAUGCCAGCCAGCAGCUGAUUGGUUUGUAGCGAAUAAAGUGUAGACCCUAUGAAAUGAACUGCAAACUCUAACAGCACAGGUCUUAAUUGCCUUUUGCGGAGGUAUCCAGAGCUUUUAAAAUUUAUGCUUUAUGUUCCUUACAAGGGGGUACCCCCUAGCAGCCUCUCCAAAGUUGCAAUUCUUUUAAAAUUGUAACUGGCCUUUCUCUUAACCGGCCUUAGGCCCUCUAAUCACCAGAUCUCCGGGACAAAUUGUUGACACUGUCGCAGGUUGCUCUCCUUGUAACUCUUACCUGUCUGCUUCAGCGACUACUUUGCAAUGACUCCUUUAUUUAUUUAUUCAUGCCCCACUUUAAAAAAAAAAAAAAAACAGGUAGGAAAGCUCUUUUAUCACUUGUUUUUUAAUGGAAAAACUUCUCCAGGGACUCACAAUUCCAAGUAGGUAGGCAAAUUCUGGAAAUAAGCAUGGCUUUCUGUUUGUUGGAGCUUUAUGCCCUUGGUUCAACAUGUUCCUUCCUUCUCUCCCCUGCUUUUGUGUGGUUCUUGCACAGUCCGAGAUGAAUUUGCAUAUAAAGACCUGUUGCAGGUUCUGGAAGGGAAAGCCUUGAGGUUUUGGAGACAGGCACUAAGUAGGCACGGGAGGGUGUGUGUCACGGGUUGGGGGGGGGGGGGGGGGGGACAGCCUGAGCACCUUGGCUGGCCUCCGGGGUCAGGCUUCAGGAGCAUGAGAAAGGGUCCUUGGGAGGACCGGUUGAACUCCAUCUGAGACCACAUGGCCUAUGAAAUGUACAAUGUGAACUCCCUGGCUGCUUGCAGACAGUUCCCAUAGCUGGCCAGGGCCCUGGAGCCUGCACCCAGGGCAGAGCCUGCCCUUACUCACGCUCUGCUCUGGUGUCUUGGGACUUGUUUGGAGCCUCUGGCCCAGGCCAGGGAAGGACCGUGCAGCCGGGCACUGGCCUUGCUGUUAGCAUGCUGGGGGCUGUCAUGCAAUUUUCUUUGUCAUGUGUUGGCGAUGGUGUAACCAAGGCAGCACCUAGCAGAGGGCGCAGAGUAGGUGCUCAAUAUUUGUGAAUGAUGCCAUAAUAAUAAUGACACAAGAGUACAUGAGUGAACCUGGACACUGAGUUCUGUGCCUUGACAACUUGUCUCUCCAGCAAAGCUCUUGCCUCCUGGGGGGCAGUGUACUUGAUCAGAAGUGGCUGUGGAUGCAGCCGGGUUACUGGCCUUGGCAACGUCACAGGGUGAUGGGCCUUUCCUUUCACACUCAUGGAGAGUGUUCAUGGUUUCAGGAAAGGAGCUUGUGGCUAAGGCGUCAGUUACCAAUGACCCUGAAGUGAUUCCAUCCCCUCUUACAUUGGUUUUGUCUAAAAAGAAAAGAAAAAAAAGGUCGAUGAUUAGCACAUUGCUUGAGCACCAACUGUGUGUAAGGCCCUGUGGCAGGCACUGUAGGCGAUGUCCUGGAGGGUAAGCUCUGCUCUCACUGUCCUAGACCAGGAUGCUUCUGGGUCUGCUGAACUUCGCCAUUGGUUUUGGGAAGGUGUGAGUGUGUCUGAAUUGCCAUCUCUUUCACUGUCUUCAUCCCCUAAACCUCCUCCUGGGUCUUUCUCUCUUUGACGCAUCUCUGGUCCCUUCCCAGAAUUCCCUGCAAAUCAAUGACAGGGCUCUGACAGGAAGCAUCCACUGUUUCAUAGCGUUUUCGUGGAAAUCCCAAGGAACACUAUGAAAUCGGCGGUGAGCACGUGAGCACCCACAUCUAAUGUGGCUCUGGGUGGAGGCAGUUCAGGGCCUGGGGUGUUCCAUGCAGCUUGCACAGGAAAUUUGCGGACAGUGUCUUGCUAGGAAAAAGGUUAGGGCUGUUGUUGUUUUCUCUGGAGUCUAGAAUAAGUAGGUAUACUUGUAGCUUCUUACACAUGCCUUGGUCUCUGGAGAUUUUACUCAGCAGAGCCUAAGGCACCUGUCCAGCCUCCUCUCUGACAAACUCCUUUCUCCUCCUUCAUUAAGGCCGGGUCUCAGGGCAGAGAGACGUGGGAUAGGGUGGAACUGGCCAGAACCAUCUGGUUGAGCUACUUGGUUGAUUCAUAUCCUUUUUCCUCUAUGAAGACCUGUUUCCUGCUCUCUGAGGCUGCUUCUGAGCUGGCAGCUUGCUCAGGGGCCUGAAACCUGAGAAGGGGUGACACGUUUCUCCUGAGAUGCUCUCUGACUUUCCUCUCCCGGGUCACUCCCUCACCUGCACCCCCAAACCCAGGGUGUGGGAAACUUCUGUAUCCAGCUCUGAGCUGUGACUUCGCCAGCAUCCCCAGCUCUGUCCUCUCUGCCCCCACUCUGCCUCCUGGCCACUGAAUUCAGUGCUUCCUCUGUUGGGAGCUAUGCUGGGACCUGAGGUCGAAAAGAGGAACUCAGCCCCGGGGGGCACUCAGUGGAGAGGGAGUUCACCAGGAUGGUGCAAGCUUUGGAUUCUGGUGAGGUGACCUCAGCAGCAAGUAGGGAAGAGAGACACAGAGCACAGACUUUCGAAACACCCCCCUCUCUUCCCACUGAAUCAGUCUUCAUCCUGAAUUUCAAUCUGCGAUGGAGGAGAUUGAGGGAGGGUUGCUGUUUCAGCCAAUGAUGUUGAGUCACUGGACUCUGACAGUUCAUUUUGCUCCUUUAUUGUAUUUGGGUUCAGAGUCCCCAGCUGGGUUUGUAUCAUGUCUGGCAAAGGACCCAGGUUAUCGUUUUUCUUCUGGGCCUACUUCACGGUUCUUGGAAACUCGUAGGAGAGCAUUUUGCUCCGACCUAGGAUCAGAUACCAGAGGCUUAAAUAAUGUAUUUUGCUUCACUGUGGUCUGGCCAGAGCUUUCUGCUGCUGCCUCUUGCCUUGCCCAUGGGCAGUAAUGGCUCGCGGGACAUUACCAGGAGGAAGGUGGACCCCGAUGCCCCCCAGCACGCCUUUUCCAAGCCCCAUUGCCCUAGAGUAGCUUGUUUCUGUUUCUGGUUUAUCUGUUUCCCUUCUUCUUUGCACCAGCAAAUUCUCAGUAUUCACCCAGGCGAUUGGUAGUGGACCUGUUUGGGGACCUGUGUGAGCCUUGCCCUUCCAGCUUUUGUAGCUCCCCGAUCCCCUGUGAUAUUCAGUACAUGACCACUGUCAUCCCAGAAGGCUCCUGAGAAGAGGGGCAAGAGCAAGGGCAGCUGUGCCCCGUGAUGGCUGGGCCCAUCUGGUCUCCCAGGUGUGCACCGUUCCCGCCCUGCUGAUGGGCCCCGGCCCGGACUCAGCUGUGGGCUUUGACUGGAGCGGGCCUGCUUUCUGGGUCUCUCACCAUGGGGCAUCUUGGUGGUUCUGAAUUUUUUUCUACCUCACAGAAAUGUAAGACUUUAAAAGGUCUGAGGAUGAACCCCCUUGAGCCCAUUGUAGGAAGGGUGGAAUAAAUACCAGCUGGAUCUGUGAAAAAAUGAAUGGGACUCCACCUGCUCACGCCACAGUGAAGCUAGUGCUCCGCGGCCCAUUCCCCAGAGCCCCGUGCCUCCGUGCAGCUCCAACCACCUCGAGGCCAACCUGGAAACUUUCAGAUGUUCGACAUACAGGUACCAGGCAAACCCGGCUACACCUGCCCUGAAUGCAUCGCUGACCGUCGAAGGAAAUGGACCCCGCUUUUAAGGAUGUACAAACGUGUGUCUGCAUUGAUGUCUGUACUGUAAAUUUCUAAUUUAUCGCUGUACAAAAUAAAUAAAUAAACUUUGCUAUUUAAUUUUUGUAUUAAAGGAAAAUAAACUUUUGUUUAUUA
This is a messenger RNA of Myotis davidii, 6661 nucleotides long. It is a transcript of the gene FZD4, whose product is annotated as frizzled class receptor 4. Gene Ontology annotation, biological process: canonical Wnt signaling pathway; retina vasculature morphogenesis in camera-type eye; non-canonical Wnt signaling pathway. Gene Ontology annotation, cellular component: plasma membrane. The record is from RefSeq and is a predicted model, not a curated record. Gene Ontology annotation, molecular function: Wnt-protein binding; Wnt receptor activity. The coding region runs from base 1 to 1545 and encodes 514 amino acids. The transcript has 3 exons. Lineage: Eukaryota; Metazoa; Chordata; Mammalia; Chiroptera; Vespertilionidae.